Messenger RNA from Letharia columbiana, 339 nucleotides. RefSeq lists its product as uncharacterized. The record is from RefSeq and is a predicted model, not a curated record. The coding region runs from base 1 to 339 and encodes 112 amino acids. The transcript has a single exon. Lineage: Eukaryota; Fungi; Ascomycota; Lecanoromycetes; Lecanorales; Parmeliaceae. Gene Ontology annotation, molecular function: kinase activity.
AUGACGAUAUGCCCCUCUAAUGUUGGGACUGUUUUUCGUCAUAUCUUUCAGUUGACGCUCAAUUGCAUGUCGUUCCAGUCGCGCUUCAUCCUGGCAAAGAUACCCAACCAAUUGACCAAACCAAUAUCCCGACUCUCCCUUUUCAGCAACCACUUCCCGCGAUCCCGGACCAUGGCAUCCUCCACGCAGAUCCCCAAGACAAUGAAGGGGAUACUGGUUGAGAAGACCGGAGGAACGGAGGUCUUACAGUACAAGACCGACUUACCAGUCCCCGAGCCCAAAGAAGGCGAGGUCCUCGUCAAGAAUGACAUAAUCGGCAUCAACUACAUCGACACGUAA